AUGGAGACUCGCACUCUUUCAGAAAUAUUACACGAUAACUCUCUCCCUCAACAGUUCUUGAUUCAGAGUUCCUCCAUCUCUUCCAAUCCCUAUCAUCCGACAUCAGGUCGAUGGCUAUCGCCAUGCCCUACCAGUUCUUCCACCCCUUUCAAUCCAAGAGCUGGGGUGAACCAGAGUAAUACUCUGGGGUCUCCAAGUCCACCCGUGUCUCAAAGCUCUCCCCCAUUCAAGAAAAGACGAAGAAACGUCGCGGUGGAUAAACAAGAUAAAAGGCUAGUAACUGGCGAAUGGUUGAAAUUAAAAGCAGCCUUUAAAGAUAAACCUUUGCCGACAACAUCAUUCAAGGCGAUUUUGACUCCUGAAGGUCUCAUCGAUUCAAAUCUUCCAAAGGGACGACGCUUGUAUAAAUUUAUAACGACAGCAGCAAACAAUAUAGCCAACCAGAUUAUUGCACACCGCCUUUCUUUAAUCUAUUCAGUCCACGAGAUUGAUUCUCAUUCCAAAUAUGAGUGUGGGAAGAAACUAAAGACUGGGGCAUACGAACAAGUUUCAAAAGAAUGGGAUUGCUCUCUUGCGUGUGUGAAACUAUGCGAGCGACGGGGUAAGAGUUAUACUAGAUUGAUACAAGAAGCUGGCCCAGCUAUUAUCUUCGAACUGGAUAAUGAUGUUUCGAGUUUAGACGACCAACGGAAGUUAUUCAUUCAGUGGCUUCUCCAAUCUAAGCAAAAUCGAUUCGCGAAAUGCAUAUCGGCAGCAAAAAUCAUACUUGAGGGGCUAAUUACUUAUGGAUAUACUUAUCGCGAACUUCGAACAACUCAGAGCCGUCUGCUCAGCGUAUUGAGAGUUUACCUUAGCUGGGAAGAUGAUGAUCCCAACGACCCUGCACAUCAAACGCCGGUUAACCACUCGGGUACCUCAAAUCAAGAAAACAGACGCAGCACUGUUGAUGUUGCAACCGAUGCCGCAUCCUCAACAAGCUCAAUAUCUUCUGCGCAACACGUUGAACCAAAUCAAAACGAAAUGGUUGACCUGUCCACGGUCGAAUUGCCAGCGGAUUACCGGCGAAAUUUAGUUGAAGAUACAGCUCAAAAUGCGGUCGGUCGAUCUUUCUCACAGUUGGUGCGUACGACUUCGACCGCUGAACCAUACAUACCAAACACCGACUACUGGGCAGCGCAGCCUGACGACAUCGUCACUUCGCCCACUGAAACUUACAUGCCAUGCACCGACUACUGGGCAGCGCAGCCUGACGACUACUGGGCAACACAGUCCGGCGGCCUUGACACUGAAACUCAUAUGUUUGACACUCAGUUGCUAACAACAACUGCCUCUCAGCCGCAGUUGAACACGGUCAAUAUCCGAGGUUAUGGCAGUGUUCACUCACAUGGGGACAACAAUGGAUCUCUGCAAAGCCACCAUACUUCAUCGUUUCGCUCAGAAGCUUGUAAUGCUUAA
Histoplasma mississippiense is the source of this 1455-nucleotide messenger RNA. RefSeq lists its product with no specific name. The transcript is spliced from 4 exons. Lineage: Eukaryota; Fungi; Ascomycota; Eurotiomycetes; Onygenales; Ajellomycetaceae. Bases 1 to 1455 code for a protein of 484 amino acids. The record is from RefSeq and is a predicted model, not a curated record.